This is a messenger RNA of Propithecus coquereli (Coquerel's sifaka), 2514 nucleotides long. RefSeq names its product sphingomyelin phosphodiesterase 4, neutral membrane (neutral sphingomyelinase-3) (gene SMPD4). The transcript is spliced from 18 exons. The record is from RefSeq and is a predicted model, not a curated record. Gene Ontology annotation, biological process: sphingomyelin catabolic process; glycerophospholipid catabolic process; ceramide biosynthetic process. Bases 211 to 2445 code for a protein of 744 amino acids. NCBI's taxonomy places the organism in Eukaryota, Metazoa, Chordata, Mammalia, Primates, Indriidae. Gene Ontology annotation, molecular function: sphingomyelin phosphodiesterase D activity.
GCCAGCCUGAAAGCUGACUAUAUAAAUAAGCCCUUUGCACAGCGGUGUCAAGACUUGGUUAAAGUCAUUGAGGAUUUUCCAGCAAAGGAGCUGCACACCAUCUUCCCGUGGCUGGUGGAGAGCAUUUUCGGCAGCCUGGAUGGCAUUCUCGUUGGCUGGAACCUCCGCUGCCUACAGGGACGGGUGAACCCUGUGGAGUACAGCAUCGCCAUGGAAUUUCUAGAUCCUGGUGGCCCAAUGAUGAAAUUGGUUUAUAAACUUCAAGCUGAAGACUAUAAGUUUGACUUUCCCGUCUCCUACCUGCCUGGCCCUGUAAAAGCGUCCAUCCAGGAGCGCGUCCUCCCUGACAGCCCUCUGUACCACAACAAGGUCCAAUUCCCCCCGACCGGAGGCCUUGGCCUGAACCUGGCCCUCAAUCCGUUCGAGUAUUAUAUAUUCUUCUUUGCCCUGAGCCUCAUCACUCAGAAGCCACUCCCUGUGUCCCUCCACGUCCGUACUUCAGACUGUGCCUAUUUCAUCCUGGUGGACAGGUACCUGUCGUGGUUCCUGCCCACUGAAGGCAGUGUGCCCCCCCCACUUUCCUCCAGCCCAGGGGGGGCUAGCGCCUCACCAGCUCCCAGGACCCCAGCCAUGUCCUUUGCUUCCUACGGCCUCCACGACACCAGCCUCCUGAAGCGACACAUCUCCCAUCAGACGUCUGUGAAUGCAGACCCCGCCUCCCAUGAGAUCUGGAGGUCAGAAACUCUGCUCCAGGUUUUUGUUGAAAUGUGGCUUCAUCAUUAUUCUUUGGAGUUGUACCAAAAAAUGCAGUCCCCUCAUGCCAAGCUGGAAGUUCUGCACUACCGGCUCAGUGUCUCCAGCGCCCUCCACAGCCCUGCGCAGCCCAGCCUCCAGGCCCUCCACGCCUACCAAGAGUCGUUCACGCCCACCGAGGAGCACGUGCUGGUGGUGCGCCUGCUGCUGAAGCAUCUGCACGCCUUUGCCAACAGCCUGAAGCCGGAGCAGGCCUCUCCCUCCGCCCACUCUCACGCCACCAGCCCCCUGGAGGAAUUCAAACGGGCUGCUGUCCCGAGGUUUGUGCAGCAGAAGCUCUACCUCUUCCUGCAGCACUGCUUCGGCCACUGGCCCCUGGAUGCGUCGUUCAGAGCCGUCUUAGAGAUGUGGCUGAGCUACCUACAGCCAUGGAGAUACGCACCUGAGAAGCAGGCUCAGAGCAACGACUCCCAGCCCCGGUGUGUGUCGGAGAAAUGGGCGCCCUUUGUUCAGGAGAACCUGUUGAUGUACACCAAGCUGUUUGUGGCCUUCCUGAACCGCGCACUCCGCACAGACCUGGUCAGCCCCAAGAACGCUCUCAUGGUGUUCCGAGUGGCCAAAGUCUUCGCCCAGCCCAACCUGGCUGAAAUGAUCCAGAAAGGUGAGCAACUGUUCCUGGAGCCAGAGCUCGGCAUCCCCCACCGCCAGCACCGACUCUUCAUGGCUCCCACACUCACUGGCAGCUUCCUGUCGCCCUGGCCGCCGGUGGUCACUGAUGCCUCCUUCAAGGUGAAGAGCCACGUCUACAGCCUAGAGGGCCAGGACUGCAAGUACACCCCGAUGUUCGGGCCUGAGGUCCGCACCCUGGUCCUGCGCCUCGCUUGGCUCAUCACACAGGCCAAGCAGACUGCCAAGUCCAUCUCUGACCAGUGCAUGGAGAGCCCAGGUGGCUUCUCUUUCCUGUCGUGGCUGGGCUUCAGCCCCAUGGGUACCAACUGCCCCUACCCAGCCAACGACCUAGACGAGAUGGGGCAGGACAGCGUCCGGAAGACAGAUGAGUACCUGGAGAAGGCCCUGGAGUACCUGCGCCAGAUAUUUCGGCUCAGCGAAGCCCAGCUCACCCAGCUCACACUCGCCUUGGGGACCACUCAGGACGAGAAUGGAAAGAAGCAGCUCCCAGACUGCAUUGUGGGUGAGGAUGGACUCAUCCUCACGCCCCUGGGCCGGUACCAGAUCAUCAACGGGCUGCGAAGGUUUGAAAUCGAGUACCAGGGGGACUCGGAGCUGCAGCCCAUCCGGAGCUAUGAGAUCACCUGCCUGGUCCGUGCUCUCUUCCGGCUGUCGUCCGCCAUCAACCGCAGAUUUGCAGGUCAGAUGGUGGCUCUGUGCUCCCGCAACGACUUCCUUGGCAGCUUUUGUCGCUACCACCUCACGGAGCCAGUGCUGGCCAACAGGCACCUGCUGAGCCCCGUGGGGCGGAGGCAGGCGGCCAGCCAGACCCGGGGCCCCAGGCUCAGCCUGCGCUUCCUGGGCAGCUACCGGACGCUGCUCUCACUCCUGCUGGCCUUCUUUGUGGCCUAUCUGUUCCGGGUAGGGCCCCUGCUGUGCACCCUGCUCCUCGUCCUGGGCUACGUCCUCUACGCCAUGGCCAUGACGGUGCUGACCGAGCGGGGCAAGCUGCAUCAGCUCUGACGGGUUGGCCGCUGUCUCCACAGCAGACGGGGGUUUGCCUGGGAGGCCACUUCCAAGCUAGAACCUAGU